GGUAAAAGGCAUUCCAAGUCGCACACUCUGUGCCGUCGUUGCUCCAAGCGCUCCUUCCACAUCCAAAAGAAGGUCUGCUCCUCAUGCGGUUUCCCUGCUGCCAAGAUGCGCAGCUACAACUGGGCUGAGAAGGCGAAGCGGAGGACGACCACCGGUACCGGCCGUAUGGCUCACCUCAAAGACGUCAACCGUCGGUUCAAGAACGGCUUCCGGGAGGGUGGUGCCGCGACCAAGCGCACCAAGACUGCUUCUUCUGCUUAA
Molecule: messenger RNA, 261 nt
Organism: Dioszegia hungarica
Lineage: Eukaryota; Fungi; Basidiomycota; Tremellomycetes; Tremellales; Bulleribasidiaceae
Product: ribosomal protein L37e-domain-containing protein
Exons: 3
Biological process (GO): translation
Cellular component (GO): ribosome; cytosolic large ribosomal subunit
Molecular function (GO): RNA binding; structural constituent of ribosome
Source: RefSeq, a predicted model, not a curated record